AUUGCCUUAAGAGAAGAAAUUCUAGCGAAGAAAUUACAUCAGAAAUGGCGAAACUUAGUACGUGAUGAGCCGGUGCCGUCGGGGUAUUUGAGAUUUCGAUUCAACGAAGACUGCGGUUAUGUUCACUGCGGAUAUCGUGAACAUCAGACACAUUUUCAUUGCAUGAGAAAAGACUGUGGCUAUUCGUUCUGCGAUAAGACUCGGUUCGUUCAGCACACCGUAGAACAUCCCGUCACGAAAGACUGGACACUCUAAUGGGCGGUGAUUUUCAUCAGUUCCGAAGUAACGUAAACUGCGGCCGAAACGACUUGGUCGCUCAUCGACGACAACACCAGAAGAUGGAUAACAUAAGUGCCGCCGGCUUUGAAAAGUACAGCACUGGUCAGGACUGUCGGAACGACAAUUGCAACUACAAUAACAAACAAACCCAUUACCACUGCCUUAAGUGCCACUACUCGGUCCUCGGCCUCUCCCAGAUGUCAUCUCAUAAAUAUAAACACACAGACAAUUGAUUUUUGAGAUAUACUUAACAUAUUAUAGUGAAAGUGCCUUUUCAUCCGAUAUUUUUUUCAUUUUGUAAAUUAUUUGAAAGCAAUUAUUCUAAAUCACAAGAACCGGUGUUCUCCCUCUCAAUCCCUUCAUCUAUCUAUCAAUCAACCAAUCUUUACAUCCCAUU
Messenger RNA from Medioppia subpectinata, 676 nucleotides. Lineage: Eukaryota; Metazoa; Arthropoda; Arachnida; Sarcoptiformes; Oppiidae. The record is from the annotation of a GenBank genome assembly.